Molecule: messenger RNA, 1475 nt
Organism: Gossypium raimondii (Peruvian cotton)
Lineage: Eukaryota; Viridiplantae; Streptophyta; Magnoliopsida; Malvales; Malvaceae
Product: UDP-arabinopyranose mutase 1
Exons: 3
Coding region: 164-1261 (365 amino acids)
Biological process (GO): UDP-L-arabinose metabolic process; plant-type cell wall biogenesis
Cellular component (GO): cytosol; Golgi apparatus
Molecular function (GO): UDP-arabinopyranose mutase activity
Source: RefSeq, a predicted model, not a curated record
CCGACUCACUCGUUUCUCACAUGCCUAACCUCAUUCUCCCUCCAUAAAUAUUCCCUUACAACCUCUCCCUUUCAAUCAAAUCCCCAACAUAAUCUCUCUCAAAAACAAGAACAAAAACAAAACUCUCCCUAAAUCUUUUGUUUCUUUUUCUUCAGCAGUGAUAAUGGUUGAGCCUGCAACAGCAACCCAAGCAGCAGCUCCGGUGAUGCCUCAGCUGAAAGAUGAGCUUGACAUUGUGAUACCAACUAUAAGAAACUUGGACUUCCUUGAGAUGUGGAGGCCAUUUUUUCAGCCCUACCAUCUCAUCAUUGUUCAAGAUGGCGAUCCUUCAAAAACCAUCAAGGUCCCUCCUGGUUUUGACUAUGAGCUUUAUAACAGGAAUGAUAUCAACAAGAUUCUGGGUCCCAAGGCUUCUUGCAUUUCCUUCAAGGACUCUGCUUGCCGUUGUUUUGGUUACAUGGUGUCUAAGAAGAAAUACAUUUUUACCAUUGAUGAUGACUGCUUUGUUGCUAAGGACCCAUCAGGCAAAGCAGUCAAUGCACUUGAACAACACAUCAAGAACCUGCUAUGUCCAUCAACUCCCUUCUUCUUCAACACCUUGUAUGACCCCUUCAGAGAGGGUGCUGAUUUCGUCCGUGGAUAUCCAUUCAGUCUCCGUGAGGGUGUCCCAACUGCUGUUUCUCAUGGCCUGUGGCUAAACAUCCCAGAUUAUGAUGCACCAACCCAGCUUGUGAAGCCUCUUGAGAGGAACACUAGGUUUGUUGAUGCGGUUCUCACCAUCCCAAAGGGCACCUUGUUUCCCAUGUGUGGUAUGAAUCUGGCUUUCGACCGUGACUUGAUUGGCCCUGCCAUGUACUUUGGACUCAUGGGAGAUGGCCAGCCAAUUGGUCGCUACGAUGAUAUGUGGGCUGGCUGGUGCAUCAAGGUGAUAUGUGACCAUUUGGGAUUGGGGGUGAAAACGGGUCUACCAUACAUCUAUCACAGCAAAGCCAGCAACCCCUUUGUGAAUCUAAGGAAGGAAUACAAGGGUAUAUUCUGGCAAGAAGAGAUCAUCCCUUUCUUCCAACAAGCUGUGCUUCCAAAAGACUGCACCACUGUUCAAAAGUGCUAUGUUGAACUGGCUAAGCAGGUGAAAGAAAAGCUUAGCAAAGUUGAUCCCUACUUUGACAAGCUGGCUGAUGCAAUGGUUACUUGGAUUAAAGCCUGGGAUGAGCUCAACCCUCCUACUGCAGGAUCCGUUCCCAAUGGGAAACCGGCUUAGACAAUUUUCCAUCACAUCACAUUUAUUAUAUAUAUGAUUCUAUUCAACACAAAGCUGCACCAUUAUUUCCCUACAGUUUAAAUGAACUUCAAUAAUUUUUGUUUUUUUUUUUUUUUAUCUUCUUCCUCACUAGAUUUUGGCGGGAUAUAUUAUGUAAUUUAUCAACUUUAUGUUAUGAAGUUGCAGACAUGAAUAACAUGUGUUAGUUGAAUUA